UUGUGUCCGUGGUUUGUGAUUUUGUUCGUCUCGGAUUUUUGGCACCGUUUUGUGUUUGGUUAUUUUGGUCUUCGUCGUUGAAGAGAGCGCGUAUUUCGUCCACGAUGUUGUGAAUUGACUUGCUGUGGGUUGACUGUGAAGACUCGCGGAGGGUAUUUUGCCUUUCAGCUAGGUCAAGUUGAGGAUUUAGGUUCUCGAGAAUUCGCGUGACUGGAAUUUGCGUUGGUAAGCGAAUGAUUACUAUAAAUACGCUGUCGUUGGAAAUGGAGGAGCCAUGUUUUGAUCCGGGAGUGCUCCUUCAUGGGCGGGGAAGUCAAAAAUCUGCUUUCUCUGACAAUUGUUUAUGAGCCCCAAAUCCAACGGUGAAAUUUGUUGCACUCCCUUCAAUUUCAACUGAGUGUGUGAAAUGAUCUUAGGUAUGUGUCAUUCUACUUCUUAUCCUGGCAAAGAUGACUGAGAUGAAACCAGUCUAGCUAGUGGCGUCAGCCUCUCGCAGUUUUUGGUGUGUCCUCCCCUGGUAAUGCGGAUAGUGAGGACAAUCAUCCUCUACAUCCUGAGGCCAGCAUGGAAGCUAAUGCGUUCUUGGCAGGGAUGCAUGAUCAAUUCUUUGCCCUGAAAUUAUUGUGGUUGUAUUGACUUGGUGGUGAGGAGUGAGAGUACGGAGCUAUUUCUAUGGCGGCACCUUCCAGUUUUUCUGGAACAAGCACCAAGAGGCAAGAUAAGUCGAACUUGAAAACUAGAGACCUCGAGUGGUACUUCUUUAGUGCCCUGGAUAAGAAGUAUGGAAACGGGUCAAAGACAAAUCGUGCCACAGAGAAUGGUUACUGGAAGACAACAGGGAAGGACAGGGCAGUCUUUCAUUACUCUCGAACAGUUGGAAUGAAGAAAACUUUGGUUUAUCAUAUUGGGCGAGCUCCACGUGGAAAGCGCACAAAUUGGGUUAUGCAUGAAUAUCGGCUUACCGAUGAAGAAUUGGAGAAGGCUGGAAUUCCACAAGAUGCAUUCGUGCUGUGCAGGAUCUUUCAGAAGAGUGGUCCUGGCCCAAAGAACGGGGAGCAAUAUGGUGCCCCAUUCAUUGAGGAGGAGUGGGAGGAUGAUGAUGUGGCUCUGUUUCCUGAUCAGGAGCCAAUGGUGGUUGUUGAUGAUGAAUAUGUUGAGGCAGAUGACUUGGAUCAGAGUAUUGAUUUUGGAAUUGAAUCUGGAGAUGCUCCAGCUCUUCUGAACUUCCAUCAUGGUGAGACAAGCCAGGGCACUGAGCACUCAAAUGACUUCAAUGAAGAUGAGCAAAAGCCUCUGAUAGAUACCAAUGCAGUUCAAGCUGGUUCGCAACAGCUGGAUGAGCAGUUCUUUGUUUUACCAGAGCAGUACCAGAUGGAGAUGAAAGCCAUUGAGAAGGGAUACAUUGGCCAAUCAGAUGAUAAUGACAAUCCUGUGGAUGCCAAUUACUUGCUCGAUGGGCCAUACUUAGAUGCAGCUGAUAAUCACCUUCCAGGAGAUGAGUUCUACCUCCAGACAAAUGACCUUGCUAAUCUCCUUGGGGAGGAUGCAGCAGAUUUUGCUGUCGAAGACUACCUAACAUUCUUUGAUGCAGAUGAUGAGAAUGUCUUGCCAUAUGAAUCCUCUCAACUUCCGUCUGAAAAUGCACUUUCUGAUCACACACUUCAUGCCGAGCAUAUUAAUGGAGGAAAUGAGGAAGCUCCUCUGGCAGGCAAUCUUCCUUCAGAAUCUUGCAGUAAGGACUAUGCGUCAACUUCAAAGCCACAUUUGGAUUCAAAGGACCCUGAAUCAAGUGUGAAGUAUCCACUCAUGAAAGCAGCCAGUCAAAUGUUAGGCAGCUUCCCUGCUCCUCCUGCUUUUGCUGCAGAGUUCCCGGGGAAAGAUGUGGCACUCCAUCUCAAUUCAGCUGCACAGCCUUCAAGUUCUGUUCAUGUUACUGCUGGCAUGAUAAGAAUAAGAGACAUGAAUUUGGUUGGGAGUGGAAUGGACUGGUCAGUCGGUAAGAAUGGAGAACUCAACAUCGUUCUGUCUUUUGGGAUGUCUCAAGCUGAUGUCAGCCCUACCAAUUCUGGCCUGCUCUCUCGCAAGACACCUUCAGUGGUUUCAUGGAGCUGGUGCUUCUUUUUGUUCUUUUGGAUUAUACUUCUCUCGGUCAGCGUUAAAGUCGGUACCUCUAUCUAUUCAAGGUAGUAGGAUACUGGAUAAGGUGGCAAUCUCGGCCACUGGAAUGGAGGUAGCUGAUAAACUCACAUAGGAACAUACUAUUCAGUUAUCUUUGUGUAGGACUCUGACAUAUUUUGCUUAAUUUAUUAUAUGUCAAGUGCAAAACUAUUGCUUGGCCCUUCUUUCUCUGUACCGACAAUGUUGAACCCCGAUGUCACGGGUAUCUGUUGUGGCGUUUGUUGUAUUGCUACUGCCCAUGGAUAGGAUUGGAAUCAUCAGAUCAAUUUGAAUGUCAGCUCCCAUUUAUUCGUUC
Rhodamnia argentea is the source of this 2473-nucleotide messenger RNA. RefSeq names its product NAC domain-containing protein 78. The coding region runs from base 673 to 2187 and encodes 504 amino acids. Lineage: Eukaryota; Viridiplantae; Streptophyta; Magnoliopsida; Myrtales; Myrtaceae. The transcript is spliced from 6 exons. The record is from RefSeq and is a predicted model, not a curated record. Gene Ontology annotation, molecular function: DNA binding. Gene Ontology annotation, biological process: regulation of DNA-templated transcription.